This is a messenger RNA of Megachile rotundata (alfalfa leafcutting bee), 1317 nucleotides long. Its product is annotated as kxDL motif-containing protein CG10681. Gene Ontology annotation, biological process: lysosome localization. NCBI's taxonomy places the organism in Eukaryota, Metazoa, Arthropoda, Insecta, Hymenoptera, Megachilidae. The record is from RefSeq and is a predicted model, not a curated record. Gene Ontology annotation, cellular component: BORC complex.
AUUUGACUUCGAACAGCUGUUGUAGGUGAAACUGUUUGCUUAAUGAAUUUAUCGCGAUUUUAGAUAACGUAAACUCGAUUAUAUCAGAAUUACACGCUUGAGAAAAUGUUACGCGUUUCGUGAUAGAAUUAUUUUUGUUCGGACGUUGAUAUUUUAUACAGUUGACAACGUUUCGCCAUUGAUUCAAAGGAAUACGCAGGUACAAAUGUAUCGUUGUUAUCGGCAAAAGUGAGCAAUACAUUUGUCGGUUUCUUACAGUAUUCUUGGUUAAUGUCAACGUUAUUUGCGUCACAAUGGAGGCAUUUAUGCAUAAGAACGGCCCAACUGAUAAACAAUUUAUUUUAGAGAGAUAAAAGGAAAUGACAAUGAUAAAAAUAUAUGCAAAUGAACACUACCAUUGCGUAUGUAUAAGGUUUUAAGAAAUGGCAACGGCACAAGGUACACCGGAAUCUGACCCUGGAAGCUUCGAAUGCUUUCAAAACUAUACUGCACCUGAGGUAUUUGUACAAGGUUUGGCUGGUAUAGUGGAUCAGCAAGAUGUAGAAUCUAUGAUAAGGGCUCAAAAACAAAUGUUACAAAGAUUCGAAAAGACCAACGAAAUGUUGACCAACUGUAAUCAAUUGUCUGUAAAUAGAUUAAAGGCUGCUGGCACAGAAUUUAAAAAGCACACUGCGCUAUUGGUAGAAAUGAAAAAGGAUUUGGAUUAUAUUUUCAAGAGGAUUCGUAUCAUAAAAAAUAAACUGAGUCAGCAAUAUCCUCAAGCAUUCAACGAAGCGGUAAGAAGCAGUUUGGCAGAAGAAGUAAUCGUCGAGGAUGUAGAUUGCUCGGUAAAACCUUUGGAACCUGAAGUUGUUCCAUUACCAGCCGUGUCUCAAACUGUUACGGAUCGAGACCCAGAUUCUGAUGUGCCGGUUGAGGAGUUUCAAUUCGCAAAGCUGCGGAAACGGCGAAUAAAGAGCAACGAUAGUUCGUCGACGGAGAGCAACAACGAUCACAGUAACGCCGAUACUACGUCCUGCACGUCCGAUUCUGGUUAACUCGCUCGAUUGAAAGAUCCGCUGGAAAGACAAAAGACCGAAUUGGCGCCGAAAACAGGAUAGAUCGACGGGAAUCGCGUUCCUUACGCGGCCGUUGAUCCGCGUAAAUCGUUAACCGACAAUAAACUUUCGAACGACGACGAUUAAUUAUCAAAACUGAGAAAAAAGUUUCAGGAAAUAUAAGAAAGUUGUUACUCGACUAAGCGCGUGUUUGUAAAUCGCAGAUUUGUGAAUUUUGUUAACGUCGAAUAACGAAUAAAGCAUUUGUUUGUACACUGUA